Molecule: messenger RNA, 750 nt
Organism: Zea mays
Lineage: Eukaryota; Viridiplantae; Streptophyta; Magnoliopsida; Poales; Poaceae
Exons: 1
Coding region: 62-589 (175 amino acids)
Source: RefSeq, marked validated
UUCCGCUUGUUCACCAAACAAAACCGAAGCCACACUCCACCGCUCUCCUCCCCAAUCAGCUAUGCUCGCCCACCGCUUCCUCCUCCUCGUCGUCGUCGCCGCGGCUGCGGCGAGCGGCAUCGCCUCCGCUAAGCCGACGGCGUACGAAGCCCUCGCCGACUACGACUUCCCCCCGGGGAUCCUUCCCAAGGGCGUGGUCGCCUACACGGUCGACAACGCCACGGGCGCCUUCACGGCCACGCUCGAUGCCUCCGCGUCCGGCGCGGGAUCCUCCAUCUGCGAGUUCUCCAUCGAGGGCUCCUACUCGCUACGCUACCAGACCAAGAUCACCGGCAAGAUCUCCCCCGACCACCUCACCGACCUCCAGGGUGUCUCCGUCAAGGUCCUCUUCUUUUGGCUCAACAUCGUCGAGGUCACCCGCCAUGGCGAUAAUCUCGAGUUCUCCGUCGGCAUCGCCUCCGCGGACUUCGGGAUUGACAACUUCCUCGAGUGCCCAACCUGUGGCUGCGGGUUCGACUGCAACGACCUGCUCAUGCUCCAGAAGGCGGGGGCAGCCACCGCCAGGCUGCGCCUGCGAGGUGCCUUCUAGAAUUCCACUCAUGCAAAUCCAGGAUGGGAUAGUAAGUUCAGGACUCGAUUUUAUGUUUCACCAACUGUUUCAGACAGUUUUAGGAGAGUCAGAGAUUUAAUUAAGAUCUUUCAAAUAUGUAAACUUAUAUUUCUCUAUGGAAAUUGCCUUCUUUCCAUUGA